UUGUUGUAUUUAAGGCACGUCCUCGUAUUCUUAUAUCCAUCAGUCAAGUUUGUUUGAUCAAUGAAAAUAUUAUUGGUGUUACAGUUUCGUUUCAGUGAACUAUUUCGACUAUAAUAGUUUUUUCUUGUUUUUUAUUCCAUACUUAUUAUACUUCCCUAGGUACUUGUUAUACUCUUGAGUGAAUUAGAUCUAAACUAUCAUGAGGAGGUGCUGCAUCAAGGGAUGCAAUUCAAAUUCAUAUAAAAAUGAGGAAGGAUUGUCAUUCUUUAGAUUCCCACUAAAUGAAUGCCUUAAGAAACUGUGGAUAGAAAAAAUAGGCAAUGAGAAUAUAAAACCUGCAAUAGGAAUAGCAAUAUGCUCCAAGCAUUUCGAAGAUCAUUGUGUGAACAGAACAAUGAACUGUGUUCGACUUAAAGAUGGCGCAAUUCCUACCCUUUUUUCAGCUGUAAAAUCCGAUAAGCAGUGUAUAGGACCAGAAACAGGAGGUAAAGGCGUAGGGGAGUUAUCGUCCAUAGUUCCAUUAAAUAAGAAGUUUGAUGACACUGCAAGGGUUCGCCCUGUUCGCAGUAAUCAUAUGCAGGAAGCAGAUUGCGAUAAAUUUAGAAAUCAAUUGAAACCUGAUGCAGUUUCUGGUUUUAAUGAAGAAUCAUCAUCGGAUGAGGCAUCAGAUUCAUUGCAUAAAGGGUAUAUAAAUGAACAGCGUGCUGUACCAGUAGUACGAUUAAUACCGUUGUCUAAAGAAAUGUUAAUAAAAUAUUCUAGAAAUUUCGAAGAAGCAACUGAUACAAAUCAAAAUGAGCACGAUGUGGACAAGUCACGGGUGUGCAAGCUAUGUCUCAGAGUAGAUGCGAAAAUGUAUGAUCUUAAUGACGAGACUUUAAACAUGUUGUAUCAAUAUAUAAUUGGAAUUGUGCCGCGAACGGACUCCAAGGAUAGGUUUCCAAUGAACAUAUGUUGGGAAUGUAAAGCGCGGCUGCAUUCAGCGUCGGUGUUAAAAUAUAAAGCGCUGACCAGCGAUCAACUGAUGCGGGAAUAUUUGGAUUCUCAUGAAACGCUAAACAUAACUGAAAUAUCUAAUCUGCAUCGAGAACAUAACUUAGAAUCAAGUUUAAUCAUAGAUUCAAUAGAAACUUUUAACUGUGCAACUGAAACACACAGUUACACAAAAUCAGAUACACUAGUUAAUACAGGAACUGCAGGAUCUACUUUUGAAGAAGAUUUAGAUGAUAAUUCACAAAUAGAUGAAAUAGAUGUAGAAAAUCAAAGUAUUGAUGAUGAUACGAAAUCUGAAAUAGAUAUAAUGCCUAACAAUAGUCAAGAUAGCUUUCACAGUGAAGCUCCUAAAGUAAACUGGGAUAACAUUAUACUAGUAAAGGCUCCUACGGUUGUUGGUAAUCAAUUCAAUGUACCUGUUUUUGAUAAUAAUUCCAAAAUGGCGGAUGAAAGUGAAACAAAUGAUGAUUCCUUUGAUAUGAAUAUGGACGAUGGUAAUGAGGAAAUUGUGGCUGAAGAACCUUCGAAGCUGAGGACGAGAAAAAUAAAAACAUCGAAGAAUCGAACGAGGUAA
Spodoptera litura is the source of this 1567-nucleotide messenger RNA. Lineage: Eukaryota; Metazoa; Arthropoda; Insecta; Lepidoptera; Noctuidae. The record is from RefSeq and is a predicted model, not a curated record.